CUCCAAAGCCCCCAACUAGAACAAAAACCCACUAAAUUUACAAACCAAAAUACAGAACAAGAAAAUGGGCUGGAACCUAGACUACAGUGCCAUAACCCCCGGCCCAGGGGGCACAGUCAUGCUUGGCGAAAAAGGCGGUGCUGAAGCCGUCGCGCGCCGGGCUAAAGAGCGUCGAGCCCGAGAAAGGGAACUUGCCUUGCAGGAAGGCAGAUUGACGGAUGAUACCAUGUCGGAGACGACGCUUGUUCCUCAGUCGACGCAAUCACGGUCAGUCGGCGGUGGUGUGAAACCGAGGUCUAGUAGCGAAAGCAAAGCGCUGGGUGGCGGAGAGAUAAUGGCGAAGGCCAUGUCUGAGGGUGAUGAUGCUCCGGAGGUUAACGGGGAGAAGAGAAGCGGGUUUCGGGCCAGGUGGAGGGAAUUUAAGGAGAGGAAUUUGCCGUGAAGGUUGCGCUUUUGUUGGAUUUGAUGCUCGGUUCAUUGUUCUUUGGUGAUAUCGUUCUUUGUUCUUUAUGUUCGUCUGGUGUUUUUUUUGAUUAUCUCGGUGUUUAUUGUUUGGUAUAUUGUUUGGAUGUGUUUAUGCUAUGGAACUAUCCAGGUGGA
Aspergillus caelatus is the source of this 600-nucleotide messenger RNA. RefSeq lists its product as uncharacterized. Lineage: Eukaryota; Fungi; Ascomycota; Eurotiomycetes; Eurotiales; Aspergillaceae. The transcript has a single exon. Bases 65 to 442 code for a protein of 125 amino acids. The record is from RefSeq and is a predicted model, not a curated record.